GCCCCGGAAGCGGAAGUGUGUUUUCUUCUCGGAGGGCUGGACUACGCGAGUGAUGACGUCUCCUCAUUGGGCGGAAGGUUCGGUGGCAGUCGUCGGUGUUCCAGCUGGUGGGAGUUGGCUUCACGGUGCUGGGCGCUGGGCCCCUAGUUUAUGUAGCUGGGAAGUUGGGCUGCGGGGUCGUCCCUGUCCUCCUGCUUCCGGUGUUCCUGGGUUUCCUUCUGCGGCGCGGGGCCUCGCCACGGACUCGCCGGCCCUGUGGGGCCGCGGCUUGAGUGGUGCCUUCUGCGAGUCCUAAGUACAUUUUAAAACCUUCAAGAUGGUUCUAGCAGAUCUUGGAAGAAAAAUAACAUCAGCAUUACGCUCAUUGAGCAAUGCCACCAUUAUCAAUGAAGAGGUAUUAAAUGCUAUGCUAAAAGAAGUAUGUACAGCAUUAUUGGAAGCAGAUGUUAAUAUUAAACUAGUGAAGCAACUAAGAGAAAAUGUUAAGUCUGCAAUUGAUCUUGAAGAGAUGGCAUCUGGUCUGAACAAAAGAAAAAUGAUCCAACAUGCUGUAUUUAAAGAACUUGUAAAGCUUGUAGACCCUGGAGUUAAAGCAUGGACACCAACUAAAGGAAAGCAGAAUGUGAUCAUGUUUGUUGGAUUGCAAGGGAGUGGUAAAACGACAACAUGUUCAAAGUUAGCAUAUUAUUACCAGAGAAAAGGUUGGAAGACCUGCUUGAUAUGUGCAGAUACAUUCAGAGCAGGUGCUUUUGACCAGCUGAAACAGAAUGCCACAAAAGCAAGAAUUCCAUUCUAUGGAAGCUAUACAGAAAUGGAUCCUGUCAUCAUUGCUUCUGAAGGAGUGGAUAAAUUCAAAAAUGAAAAUUUUGAAAUUAUUAUUGUUGAUACAAGUGGUCGGCACAAACAAGAAGAUUCUUUGUUUGAAGAAAUGCUUCAAGUUUCUAAUGCUAUACAACCGGAUAACAUUGUUUACGUGAUGGAUGCAUCCAUUGGACAGGCUUGCGAGGCGCAGGCGAAGGCUUUUAAAGAUAAAGUAGAUGUAGCUUCAGUAAUAGUGACAAAACUUGAUGGUCAUGCAAAAGGAGGUGGUGCUCUCAGUGCAGUUGCUGCCACAAAAAGUCCAAUUAUUUUCAUUGGUACAGGGGAACAUAUAGAUGACUUUGAACCUUUCAAAACGCAGCCUUUCAUCAGCAAACUUCUUGGUAUGGGUGACAUUGAAGGACUGAUAGAUAAAGUCAACGAGUUGAAGUUGGAUGAUAAUGAGGCACUUAUAGAGAAGCUGAAGCAUGGUCAGUUUACAUUGCGAGACAUGUAUGAACAGUUUCAGAAUAUCAUGAAAAUGGGCCCAUUCAGUCAGAUCUUGGGGAUGAUUCCAGGUUUUGGAACAGAUUUUAUGAGCAAAGGAAAUGAACAGGAGUCAAUGGCAAGACUAAAGAAACUGAUGACAAUUAUGGAUAGUAUGAAUGAUCAAG
Messenger RNA from Cricetulus griseus (Chinese hamster), 1472 nucleotides. NCBI's taxonomy places the organism in Eukaryota, Metazoa, Chordata, Mammalia, Rodentia, Cricetidae. The record is from RefSeq and is a predicted model, not a curated record.